This is a messenger RNA of Triplophysa rosa, 4137 nucleotides long. It is a transcript of the gene evi5b, whose product is annotated as ecotropic viral integration site 5b. The record is from RefSeq and is a predicted model, not a curated record. The transcript has 20 exons. The coding region runs from base 320 to 2755 and encodes 811 amino acids. NCBI's taxonomy places the organism in Eukaryota, Metazoa, Chordata, Actinopteri, Cypriniformes, Nemacheilidae.
GCCAAUGUUCUGGUGGCAUGAGUGACUGCUGGAGGAGCUGCAGUAACUGCUCUGCUGUCUGCGCAUACACGGGCUCAUACAAUGAGUCUAUGGACUGAACUGUCGAAAUCCUGCCCCGGUGUAAAAACUGACCGCUGACGUCGGGCUUGAACCCAGUGCGCAAGGUUAUGCAACUUUAACUCGCUCCAUGGAAAGUUAAUAUUUAGCUCAGACCCUUGGGAUCGAAAAAGGCUUCAAGGUGGCGACAGACAAGGUAACAGGCAAGCUGAGUUCAACUCUUUCAUGGGUGAAGAACUCAGUGUCGCAUACGGUGAGUCAGAUGGCUAGUCAGGUGGCCACGCCCUCUUCGCUGCACACCGCUGCGGCAUCGUCAACUGCCUCCCUGUCGUCGCCCUCCUCGGCCUCCCCAUCCCAGCUCAGUCCGGAUGAGGUGGAGCUAUUGGCCAAACUAGAGGAGCAGAACAGGUUGUUGGAGACGGACAGUAAGUCUUUACGCUCUGUAAAUGGCUCUCGGAGGAACAGUGGCUCCUCGUUGGUGUCCAGUUCAUCAGCCUCUUCCAAUUUAUCACACCUAGAGGAGGAUUCGUGGAUUCUGUGGGGACGAUUCGUCAACGAGUGGGAAGACGUGCGGAAGAAGAAGGAUAAGCAACUGAAGGAUUUGGUUAGGAAAGGUAUCCCCCAUCACUUCAGAGCAAUAGUAUGGCAGCUGUUGUGCAACGCCCAGAAUCUGCCCAUAAAGGAACAGUACUCUGAGUUGCUGAAGAUGACCUCGCCGUGUGAAAGACUCAUCCGAAGGGACAUCGCCCGGACUUACCCUGAGCAUGAGUUCUUUAAGGAGAAGGACAGUCUGGGACAAGAGGUGCUCUUUAAUGUUAUGAAGGCUUAUUCUCUGGUUGAUAGAGAGGUGGGAUACUGUCAAGGAAGUGCUUUCAUUGUUGGCCUUCUUCUUAUGCAGAUGCCAGAGGAGGAGGCUUUCUGUGUGUUUGUGAAACUGAUGCAGGACUAUAGGCUCAGAGAGCUCUUUAAACCCAGUAUGGCUGAACUGGGUCUUUGCAUGUACCAGUUUGAAUUUAUGAUUCAGGAGCAGCUCCCAGAGCUCCAUGUGCACUUCCAGGCUCAAAGUUUCCACACCUCCAUGUAUGCUUCAUCCUGGUUCCUCACUAUCUUUCUUACCUCGUUUCCUCUUCCUGUCGCCACUAGGAUCUUUGAUAUAUUCAUGUGUGAGGGUUUAGAAAUAGUGUUUCGUGUGGGGAUGGCCAUCCUGCAGAUGAAUCAGGCAGAACUCAUGCAGUUGGACAUGGAGGGGAUGUUGCAGCACUUUCAGAAGGUCAUCCCUCACCAGCUGGAUAGUGGACCAGACAAAGUCAUCCAGGCUGCUUAUCAAGUCAAAUACAAUGCCAAGAAAAUGAAAAAAUUAGAGAAGGAAUACACUACAAUCAAAACCAAGGAAAUGGAAGAACAGGUGGAGAUCAAGAGACUACGAACAGAGAACAGACUUCUGAAGCAGCGAAUAGACACUUUGGAAAAAGAAAGUGCUUCUUUGGCAGAUAGAUUGAUUCAGGGUCAGGUGACACGAGCCCAAGAGGCGGAGGAGAACUAUCUGGUCAAGCGGGAACUGGCCACGGUUAAACAACAUAACGAAGACACCAGCGCGCAGCUGGAGCAGGCACACAACACCAUCCGACAGCUCCAGCAGCAGCAGCCCUAUGCGAAGAUGAACCCGCGGUACUCUGAGGAGUUUAUUCUGCAGUUGGAGAGAGAGCUGGUGCAGGCCAGACUUAAGGAUGCUGAGUCUCAGUGUGCGCUGAAAGAGAUGCAGGACAAGAUCCUCCACAUGGAGAAGAGAAACGCAUCGCUGCCUGAUGAGAAUAAUGUGGUACGGCUACAGGAAGAGCUGAUAGGUGUAAAGCUGAGGGAGGCGGAGGCUCUAACAGGCCUUAAAGAACUUAGACAGCAGGUCAGAGACCUGGAGGAACACUGGCAGAGGCAUCUGGCGCGCACGGCAGGCCGCUGGAAAGAGAGCCCACGGAAGAAUGCAGCUAGCGAAUUGCAGGACGAGCUGAUGAGCGUGAGGCUCAGAGAAGCAGAGGCGCAGGCCGAGCUCAGAGAGACCAGACAGAGGAGGCUGGAGCUGGAGACUCAGAAUCAAAUACAUGGUAACCAAUUGCGGCGGGCGGAACAGGAGGCACGACACCUACAGGAGCAAGUGCAGGUUUUGACCAACCAGAACAAGAUGGUGCAUGCAGAGCUGCAGGAGACAAAACGGAAACAGGCUGAAAUAGAGUGCAAGAAUAAGGAAGAGGUAAUGGCAGUGAGAUUGAGAGAAGCUGAUAAUAUAGCUGCCAUGGCUGAACUACAGCAGCAGAUCUCCGAACUUGAGAUUCAGAAAGAGGAAGGAAAGGUCCAAGGCCACCUAAACAACACAGACUCCAGCCAGUACAUCCGAGACCUCAAGGACCAGAUAGCAGAUCUCAAACACGAGAUUCGAUGUUUAAGAGGAGAGAGGGGCCUUCCCGACAAACCCAGUUUUGAUGGGAUUCAUAUAGUCAAUCACUACGGUGGGGACAACGACUCGUACCAGUCCUCUGAUGAAGAUGGAGUGAAGAUGUCACCCCACCUGACUGGUCGUCAGAUUCGAGGCCGGAUCACACUACAUCCAAACCUUGAGGAUUCUGAGAGUGAGGAUGAUGAGGAUGGAGACGCCCUACAACUUACUGUGCCCUCAAAUGGCAGCUGUAAGACAACUACAGUGUGAUCGUGCUCAUCGAUGACAGAGACUGUCAUCUAAAGACUGGGAGGAAGAGCAUGAAGCUCGUAUAAAGUGCCUACAUUGCGUUGAGCAUGGGGCUGAACCUGAGAACUUGAAAACUCAGAACUCAUAUCUCUCAUUAAGUCAUGGUUUACAUCUGCAUCUGUUUUGUUUCUGCCAAAAUGCGUCAGAUGUUUGUCGUGGCACUUUAUUAUUUUUAGGUGCAACGUGCCUUUCUAGACUCUUCGAGAUCAUAGUCAUGAAGAUCAUCAUAUUGUGGCAGGAUAUUUGCAAACCUCAAAUAGCCCACAACUGUUUCGUAUAAGAGAAGAGACAUUGUAUAGUAUAGUGUUUUAUGCGUACGGACGAGUUUUCAUUGUCAUAGCUUUUAUUUUUUAAAUCAUGCUUUUUUAAACAAUGAGACACCAGCGAGUGUUUGCUGGUGGUCGGAACGAAUACAAAAUAUAUUAAAGAAUGGAACACUAUCAUCUUUAAAUAGACAUUAAACAGUCCCAUAUCAAUACAACAGUGUCAUAUCCAAAGUUUGCAAGCUCAAUGUGAUUCCCUCUGGCAUUAUACGAUUGGGUAUUGAAAGUGUCUUUGUGAAGUGUUUGUCCGACAUUCAACAUAGAUGUAAAUAUGUACAUGUUUUUCAUCUUCAUUAUUACUUGAAAAUAUGUAUUUAGUGGAUGUUAUGUCUAUAUUGUAAUGUAUUGUAAAGUUUAGUUGAAAGGGACGUAUUACUGAUUUUGGGAGGUCUUCAGAGAGACAUUUGCCUGCCACACUUCUCUCCAGUAAUUGUAAUGUACUGUAGCUUUGAUGGCACCGGUUCUCCAUUUCAGAAGAUGGAGUUUUGUUUUCAUGCAGUUGUUUUGGUGCCUGGAAAGGUUCUUUGAAAUUCUUAUUUAGUUUUUUUAAUAUGCAUUAUGUUGUGCAUGUUAUGAAUAUACAUUUUCAUUUAUCCCAAGCCAAGCACUCUGUGCCAGAGGCAAUGAAAAAACAAGUCCUCUACUGUCCUUCCUUUUCAUUUUACAAUCCCAUUUAAGUUUUUUUUUAUUUUGGAAUUGGUUUGCAUUUUUGCACAAAUGAUGAAUUAGACUUCAUAUAGGUAGCAUAAACCUGCUGUUCAGCUGAUAGAGAUGGUGGCAUCUGAGAGCAAGCCUUAAAAUGACUAAGAUUGAUGCCAUGUACACUAUUUGACCACCUUUUAAAACUGCCAGUCCGCUAAAAUAAAGACUUUGCGAACGAAAUUCUUUUUGCAGUGUGUUAAACACUAAUGUGAUUUAUUUAAUAUAAAGUAAAAUCUUUCAACGAUGUGUGAUAAAAUGAUUUAGGGUGAAUUCCGGUGCCCCAAGAAGCAGUGGGUUACAGUGCAUUUUAUAACAGCU